Phycomyces blakesleeanus NRRL 1555(-) is the source of this 1941-nucleotide messenger RNA. RefSeq lists its product as hypothetical. The annotation marks the transcript as partial. NCBI's taxonomy places the organism in Eukaryota, Fungi, Mucoromycota, Mucoromycetes, Mucorales, Phycomycetaceae. The record is from RefSeq and is a predicted model, not a curated record. Gene Ontology annotation, molecular function: RNA polymerase II general transcription initiation factor activity; protein binding. Gene Ontology annotation, cellular component: transcription factor TFIID complex. Gene Ontology annotation, biological process: transcription initiation at RNA polymerase II promoter. The transcript is spliced from 13 exons.
UCACUUGCUAAUCUGCCAUCGCAGGCUGACCUCGAUAAGAUCGUCGCUUCUUACCUCCAAAAGAAAGGAUACAAAGCAACAGAAGCUAUUUUUUUGCGCGAAUCGGGCGGAAACACCCAAAGUCUUGAGGAAAUCCAUGUACUGAAGUAUAAGGAUGCUGAACAGGGCGAUCCAGAUGCUUACAAUGUGAGCUACAAGAGCUUACGAGAAUGGAUUGAAAAUUCCCUGGAUUGGUACAAGCCUGAAUUACGAUCCGUUCUCUUCCCUAUUUUUGUUCAUGCUCAUCUUGAUCUGGUCAGUAAGAAUCUUCCUGAGCAAGCCAAAUAUUUUAUGGAAACCUAUAAAGACGAUCAUGUAGAGCUACACACUCCCGAUUUGAAUAGACUUGCGACCAUUACAGAUCCACAACAUGUUCGAGAGAAUGAAUUAGCACAGAUGUACAGAAACAACAAGUAUAAUCUGCGUAUGUCUAGUGUUCCAUUCGAGCUAUUCUUGAAUUAUCUUCAGGACAACAAGUUUAUGCUGUUGCUUCGCAUUGUGAACCAAUAUUUGAAUAUUCAAGUGGUUCAUGGCAAACUCUUGAAAUCCGCGGGCGGAUUGGAAAUGGACGAUGUUAUUGGCAUUACUGGGCACGACUCGCAACAGAUUGAGGCAUUCAAUCACCAAAGCAUUCAACUUGGACAACCGCAGAUGGACCCAUCAUUUAAGGAAGAAAUCGAACAAGCGUUAAAAGAGAGGGACAGUGCGAGAAAGGACGAAAAUGGAGAGAAUAUUACCAAUGGAGAUCCUGUACCUUCGUUGUUAGAAACAUUCAAACGGGUAAAACAAGAAUCUAUGACAGACGGACCUGCUUUUGGAGACAUUCCUGUUCCACCAUAUCGAGGAACUGAUAUUCAGGCAGAGAUCGACUCAUUAAAGGAUCUCGGCAAGCGUAUCACUCUUGGGAGUACAUCACUACCUAGCAUAUGCUGCUAUACAUUCCACAAUACACACGACAGUCUGAACUGUGUUACAGCAACAAAGGAUGCCAGUCUCCUUGCCGGUGGAUUCUCAGAAUCGUACAUCAAGAUCUGGAGUCUCAAAGGCGAGAAGCUCCGAAGUCUUCGAAACACAUUAAACCCGGCCCAUGUCAAUGACUAUUACAAACGCUUGGUGGGUCACUCAGGUCCAGUGUAUGGCCUGAGUUUUAGUCAUGACAACAAGUACCUGAUUUCUUGUUCUGAGGAUAAGACUGCUCGUCUGUGGAGUACCCAGACAUUUACAAAUCUGGUUUGCUACAAGGGACACAACUACCCUAUUUGGGAUGUUGAUUUUGGACCCUUUGGUUUCUAUUUUGCUACUGCUUCUCACGAUAGGACGGCAAGGUUAUGGAGCUGUGACCAGAUACACCCUCUUAGAAUUUUUGCUGGGCAUCUUUCAGACGUAGACACCGUCAAAUUCCAUCCGAACUCUAAAUAUUUAGUGACAGGCUCGAGUGAUCGUACUGCUCGUUUGUGGGAUGUUCAGAGAGGAACGUGUGUCCGUGUAUUUACUGGACACACUGGAGCAAUCAAAACUGUGGCUGUUUCUCCCAACGGUCGUCUUAUGGCAUCUGCUGGUGAAGAUAAAUCUAUCAUGCUAUGGGAUUUAGGAUCCGGAAGACAACUCAAGAAGAUGACUGGACACACCGGAUUUAUAUAUUCACUUGAUUUCAGUGCUGAUAGUAAUGUACUUGUGUCUGGUGGAUCUGACGGAACUGUCCGCGUGUGGGAUGUCAACAAGGAUACACACACAAUUUCAUCAUCCCUGGUAGCAGGAGCCGAGAGGACAGAUAGUAAGCGGAUACGAGUAGAUGAAUCCGCUAGAAACGAUGAAAGAAAUGGCAAUGAUCAUCUUGGCGUGUUUCCCACAAAGAACACUCCCAUCUAUGAUGUCCAGUUUACCAACCGUAAUCUUUGCCUA